Molecule: messenger RNA, 2865 nt
Organism: Porites lobata
Lineage: Eukaryota; Metazoa; Cnidaria; Anthozoa; Scleractinia; Poritidae
Source: the annotation of a GenBank genome assembly
AUGGAAUUCGCGUUCGGAGGUGGGGCUAUCUGGGCCGUUUACAAUUCAAAAUCUGAAAAGGAUUUGAACGGGAACACCAGCCAAAUGACUUUAGAGCACUGUACGUUUCUAGACAAUCAUGCUCGUCAAGGUGGUGCUUUAUGGCUGUCACUGAAUGGUCCAAGUCUGCUCGUGUUCAGGCACGUCAUCAUGGAAAACAACAGAGCUACUGAAAAAUUUGGAGGUGCUGCCGUUAUCUACGACAGUGUUAUCCAAGUGCAAAACUCGCGAUUUUCUAAUAACUUUGCAGGUUAUGGUGGUGCGUUUUGGAUAAUCGGUGAUGUACGUAGUCUUCAAGUUAUGAAUUCUGUUUUUGAGAACAAUUUUGCUGCAAGCUACUCUGGGGGAGCAUUUCUGAUUCAAACGGGGCUGGUUUUCCUCUCCAUCUCUAUAAUUAACUCGACUUUUAACAACUGCUCAGCCACAUACAAUGCUGGUGCUGUCAAUCUUGUUACAGGUAACACCGUAACUGUAAGUAUCUUUAUUAAAAUGUCUCGUUUCCAAAACAAUUACUGUUCGUCUGGGAGUGGAGGAGCCCUAAGACUGUCUUCGUCGUCUUCGUAUGGACACACAGGUAUUAAGGUUCAAGAAUGUAGUAAGAGUAAUACGAAAAUACAAAAAAAAGAUGGUUCCAAAGAAGACACUCACCUUUUCAUCGAAGACUCCGUCUUUGAAAGAAAUACUGCACCAUUUGGAGGUGCUAUAUAUCUGGGUGUUGGAAAAGCAGCAUUUUAUAAUUGUUCUUUCAUUGAUAACUUUGCUAGAUUGCGAAGUGGACAUAUUCACUCAGUCUUUGGUUUAGCAAGCUUAACAAUACAAGACACCCUCUUUAGACAAAUAAUGAAUGAAUUUAAAAGGCAUAAGAUUAUUUUUAAAGAUACUUCGUUUCUUGAAGCGGAAAACAUCUUAAGUCUUAAGUUAUAUAAUACCACAGUAGAUGUUAGACCUUAUGGCAGUACCGGCCCCUUUAUACUGAUAAAAAAUGGAAAGCUGAUAGACUUGGGAACCAACAACUUGACAAAUUAUAAUUGUCCUGUUGGGAGCAGGCUGGACAUUCUAAACAUAAAAGAUGAGUCCCUCAGUACUUGGCAGUUUAGCUGUUCAGCCUGUACAGGCAAUUCCUACAGUUUACAGCGUGGUCGUGCUGUUGGAUCUCAUGUGGUACCAGGAUUUCAGUGUCUUCCAUGCCCGUUUGGAGGAAACUGUUCUCAAAAUAUAAUCGCUAAACCAAACUUUUGGGGUUUUCAAGAACAGCGUACUCCGCCAAAGCUUAAGUUUACCAUGUGUCCUCUGGGUUACUGUCGCCCACCUGACAUAAGAGAUUUCCCUAAAUAUAAUGGUUGCCAGGGUAACCGUUCUGGUGAAUUAUGUGGACAGUGUAGUGAUGGUUACUCAGAGACACUUUUUUCUACAAACUGCAGACCCUCACAAGAGUGUAAUGAUAACUGGUUUUGGCCAGUUGCGUUGCUUUAUGUGUUGGUUAUGGCUUUUUAUUUCACGUUUAAGCCUCCUAUUGUCCCCUGGAUGAAACGUCAAGUCCUCUGGUUUAAAACGCGCGACACAACAGACGAGGAGAACGAGUUUCACAGAGGUUAUCUUAAGAUUAUUUUUUACUUUUAUCAGGCAGCAAACCUUUUGCUCGUGUCCAGUACGUCACUACGUAUUUUUCGAACAAUGUUUGCGGAGAUUCUUGUUGGAAUUUUCAAUUUUCAACUAAGAGUUUCAUCGGGUGGAUUGAUUUGUCCCGUUCCUGGGAUCACUGUGGUAACUAAGCAGUUAUUUUCUGUUUCACACGUGUUUGGCACAUGUCUGAUGAUUGGCAUUAUUUAUGUUGUUCACUGGGGAGUUCAGAAGUUUCGAGGUCGAGAAGUACCAUUUGCUGGUCCUUAUAUUGGCGGUAUUUUACAAACCAUGUUGCUUGGAUACACAACUCUUGCUUCUGUCAGUUUUGACCUGCUACGAUGUGUUCCCAUUGGUUCAGAGAAGCAGAUGUUUUAUGAUGGAAACGUGGAGUGUUUUCAGUGGUGGCAGUACAUGUUGAUUGUUUUUGUUUGCGCAUUCUUUGUACCUUUCGUACUUGUUUUGUUUUGGGGCAGUUUUAAACUUUACAACCAAACACUUUCCGGGGAAAAAUUGGUGUUGGCCUGUUUUAUUCCUUUACCAUCUUUGGUUUAUUGGGCUUUCAUCUCUUUAAUUGAAAGAAGAAAAUAUGGAGACAACAAAGAAACACUGGUUUCAACCAAUGCAGGAAACGAUGACACGCCCUCCAUCAAAAUCACUGUCAAUUCUAUAAAGAGAGUUCUUUAUGACUCUUUCAAGAGACCAGAAGUUGGCGGAAAACUGUCUUUAGGAUGGGAAAGUGUUAUGAUCGGACGCCGGUUGAUUUUGGUUGUGUUGAAAGCUUUUGUCAGCGAUCCUAUGUCUCGUCUUCUUGUCAUGAUUUUCUUUUGUGUCUUGUUCUUUCAUCAUCACUCUAUGAUUCAGCCAUUUCGUGACAGUUUGGCCAACAGGGUGGAAACAAUUUCGUUGCUAUUUCUUACUGUUCUUGCAAUUCUCAACAUGUUUUUUGCCUCUUUUCUAUCGUUGGCUGCAACAUCGGACGCUUAUUUGAGUUAUUGGUGGGAUGGCUGUCAAGUUUUACAAGUCAUUAUUCUCUGUGCUGUACCUACGCUAUUUUGCCUUCUUGUGGCUGCGGCUGUUUUAUCGCAGCUGAGUCGCCUCAUCAUCGUGGCUGGGCGCUUUUUACGCAAAAUUAUGUGGAUCUGUCUUAGCAUGUGCGAUGGAGAUCAGAACGAUGAAAGAAGACCAUUAAGGCUUGUGACCUAA